This is a messenger RNA of Perkinsus marinus ATCC 50983, 275 nucleotides long. RefSeq lists its product as hypothetical. Lineage: Eukaryota; Perkinsozoa; Perkinsida; Perkinsidae. The record is from RefSeq and is a predicted model, not a curated record. The annotation marks the transcript as partial. The transcript has 2 exons.
GGAGCUAUAGCCCUUUUAACGAGAUGCAUCUACAUUGCCACUGCUUGGGCUGUACUUCAGAGUGGUGCCAGCGAGCUAGCCACGGGCAUGCGGGACAAAGCACUCUUCUGGAGGGCAAAGGCUCAAGCACGGCGAUCUAAGUAUGCCGCGGCCCAUCACGACCUAGAUAACAUGGAAAACCCUUCGGUGGAGGUACAACGACUUCAGAGGGAACUGCGACGAGAAAAGGCUGAAGAUCGUCGAUCGACGAGAAAAAUUGUUAAAGAGCUGUGCAA